Molecule: messenger RNA, 1908 nt
Organism: Megalobrama amblycephala (Wuchang bream)
Lineage: Eukaryota; Metazoa; Chordata; Actinopteri; Cypriniformes; Xenocyprididae
Exons: 8
Coding region: 165-980 (271 amino acids)
Cellular component (GO): cytoplasm
Molecular function (GO): oxidoreductase activity, acting on the CH-OH group of donors, NAD or NADP as acceptor
Source: RefSeq, a predicted model, not a curated record
ACACAUUUAGCCUAGCCUACUAAACAAAUGCGUCUUUUGUUCGCAGGCUCGUGGAACCGCCGCUAUGUUUGUGAGUUUUUGUGGUUAACUCCACCCCUUCACCCUUGCCUCUUUUAGUCAAUAGUCACUACUAGACGCUGUUCGGACGCACAGGUGUGUGGCUGAUGAUGGAUUUAAAGGAUAAAGUUGCCGUGGUGACCGGAGCAGCUCAGGGUUUGGGCAGAAGCUUUGUCGAAAUACUUCUGAAAAAUGGGUCAAAGGUGGCUUUAAUUGAUGUGAAUAAAUCAGUGGGAAAUGAAUUGAAGGCCACACUUGAUGAGGAGUAUGGACGUGAUAGAGCUGAAUUUUAUGCUGCCGACGUCUCAUCGGAGGAAGAUUUUAAAGGAGUUUUUGAAAAAAUUGUAGAAAAGUUUGGCCGCAUAGACAUUGUGUGCAACAAUGCAGGGAUCAUCAAUGAAAAGCAGUGGGAAAAGACUAUUGCAAUAAACCUGGGUGGAGUGGUCAGGGGCACAUAUCUUGCUCUAGAACAUAUGAAGAAGGAAAAUGGUGGUAAUGGAGGAGUCAUUGUCAACAUUGCAUCGAUGGCAGGUCUGGGGCCUAUGCCAAUGGCGCCCAUCUACACAGCAACUAAACAUGGCGUGGUGGGAUUUAGCCGUGCCAUGGCAGCCGUUUCCAAGAUGGUUGACUAUGGGGUGAGAAUCAACAUCCUCUGUCCGUGGUUUGUGAAGACCAGUCUUCUGUCCUUCUUGAAUUCAGAAGAGCAUACUGGAAAUUAUUUUCCAUUGAAGGGUUUAACGGAGAUGAUGAUGGAGAACCGCGGCUGUCUGGAGGUUGAUGCUGUUGCCAAGGCCUUUCUUGUUCUUGUGAAAGAUGAGAGCAAGAAUGGAGAAGUUCUGAUGAUUGAGCCUGAGGGUUCAGCUUUUGUCUCCUUUCCUCAACGGGCCAAAGACUUUCCAUCUACUCCAGUCAGUCUACAGUAGCCAAUCAGCUUCUUCCUCUGACACUGGCGUACCUGUCCGAGCCCCUGCUUAAAUGGAUGAGUUUUAAUUUAGGAUUAAAGCUUUUGCCAGAGCUCGUAUGCUUUUAUCUGGCUUGCCAAUCAAGAUAUUUUAAGAAAUCCCACCCAAUUCAAGACAAAAUAUAAACCUGAGACCUUCUAUUACGAAUGGCCUUAUAAAAAGAUACUUUUGACUAAAACAGCCAGUAUAAAGAUUAGCUAAAGACUAAAAGAUCUGAUUUAUUCUUUGGUGCUUUUUUUUUUUUUUUUUUUUGAUUGUUACAGCCAUGAAUUUCAGCAUUUCCUUUGGUAUACAUUUGCUUUUAUGGCAGCAUAUACUUGAACUGAUGAUAUAUAGAUAGAUAUAUAUAAACAUUUUUGUUAAAAUUUACCUCAAUCAUAAAAUGUUUUGAAUAUGUAGUUCUCUAUUAAAAUGUAGGUAUUUUCAGUAAAUAAGCUACUUCAUGAAAUAUCAUGGUUGUGUUGAAAGUUCAUUGGUUUUCCUCAGGUGAAAUUCUAAUCUUAGAAAAAUGAGUAACAUACAUCCUUAACUUGGACAUAUUGGAUUUUUAGCACAAACAGUGCUGAACAAGUUCAAUACUUAAGUUUAGAAAAACAAGCAGCAGUAAAUAAAUGAGAUACUAAAAUACUGUAGUAAACUUGUCUUGUAUACUUUGACCAAUAAAUGUUUUUGUGUUAAUUUAUUAAGGAUCUGUAACUCGAACAAGAACAUGACAGCAUUGCAAAUAUUCUGAAAUUGUGGUAGGCUAAAAAAAAAAAAAAAAAACUAAUAUUAUACAAACAUAUGUGGAAUGGAUUCAGAUGUUAAUCUGAAAAUAUACAUUAAUUGUACAACAAAUGGCAACAAUACUGCAAAUGUUAUUGCAAUAAAGUAUAUUCAGUCGCUUCCA